AUGGCUCGUGGACAUCAGAAAAUCCAAUCCCAACAGAAGAACCAGAAGAAGAUGGAAGUAAGUAGAUUUUAAUGCAACUCUAGCAAGUUGUAAGUUCUGUAAAUUGUUACUUUUGUCACAAUGUGUGCCCUUAUAUUAAUUUAUAGUUUCAUUUUACUUUUUGGUGGUGUUUACCUAUAAUAUUUAGUUUUCUGCGAGUUAUACCUUGUUAAAUAUCUCAUUGUUGUAUUUUCAGGCUGCUCGCAAGGGUGGUGUUGACCAAAAAGCAGCUGCCCAGAAGGCCUUGAAGCACAAGUGCACUGUUUGCAUGGCCGAGAUGCCCGAUCCAAAGACUUACAAGCAACACUUCAUGUCAAGACACCCCAAAGCUUCUAUUCCAUCCGAACUUGUUGACGUUGAAGCGUGA
Messenger RNA from Bursaphelenchus okinawaensis, 406 nucleotides. The record is from the annotation of a GenBank genome assembly. Lineage: Eukaryota; Metazoa; Nematoda; Chromadorea; Rhabditida; Aphelenchoididae.